UGUGGUCUGUGUGCUGGAGGAAGCUACUCCUGCUGCUGCUGCACCGGAAUCUGAAGAAUUCGAGGUGUCCGCCAAGUCAAAUUACUUUUGCCUGCCGCCGGUUCCUCGACUCUUCUGUUUGUCCAGACACUCUCUACGGCUCAGCGAGGGGAAAAACAAUCAUGUCUCACACCGACAAGAUGAAGCAAGGCCAGUUCACUAACCCUGAGACGCCAGGGUAUGUUGGAUUCGCCAACCUGCCAAAUCAGGUUCACCGCAAGUCCGUUAAAAAGGGUUUUGAGUUCACCCUUAUGGUUGUCGGUGAAUCUGGACUUGGAAAAUCCACCCUGAUCAACAGCCUGUUCCUGACCGACCUCUACCCUGAGAGGAUCAUUCCUGGGGCAGCAGAAAAGAUCGAGAGGACCGUUCAGAUCGAAGCAUCCACGGUGGAAAUUGAAGAGCGAGGGGUGAAGCUGCGACUCACUGUGGUUGACACCCCAGGAUACGGAGAUGCCAUCAACAGUCAGGACUGUUUCAGCACCAUUAUAAGCUACAUCGAUGACCAGUUUGAGCGGUACCUCCACGACGAGAGCGGCCUCAAUCGUCGGCACAUUGUCGACAAUAGAGUUCACUGCUGCUUCUAUUUCAUUUCCCCGCUCGGGCAUGGCCUGAAACCCCUGGAUGUUCAAUUCAUGAAGGCCAUCCACAACAAGGUCAACGUGGUUCCUGUCAUUGCCAAGGCAGACACGCUCACCCUCAGAGAGAGAGAGCGGCUCAAGCGCAGGAUUCUGGAUGAAAUUGAUGAACAUGGUAUCAAGAUUUACCACCUUCCCGAUGCUGAAUCUGAUGAGGACGAGGACUUUAAAGAGCAGACCAGGAUCCUCAAGGCUAGCAUCCCUUUUGCGGUGGUUGGAUCCAACCAGCAGAUCGAGGCCAAGGGGAAGAAGGUGCGUGGCCGCCUGUACCCCUGGGGAGUGGUGGAGGUGGAGAACCCAGAACACAACGACUUCCUCAAGCUGCGUACCAUGCUGAUUACCCACAUGCAGGAUCUACAGGAAGUGACCCAGGACUUGCACUAUGAGAACUUCCGCUCAGAUCGCCUCAAGCGCAGCGGCAGGUUGUCCUCCCAUGGUUACAUUCUGCCUCUAUCCCCUGCCAGAAAGGGUCCGGAACCAGAGGAAACGGACAAGGAUAUGAUCCUGCAGGAGAAGGAGGCUGAGUUGAGACGAAUGCAGGAGAUGAUCGCCAAGAUGCAGGCUCAGAUGCAGAAGCAGGGAGACGGAGAGGGAGAUGUUUGAAAAUGUGACGGUGUUUGAGACACCACUUGAACUUGACCGGAGACAGACGAAGGACAGCAGCGAUCGGCUCGCACUGCUCGCCACUAUCUUUAUUCAAUUCCGUACGGGAUCUGGAUUGCUGAUAUAUAUAGUAAAAUAUAUUCAAAGUGUUAUGAUACAUUCUAGAUAUAUAUACUCAGUUUUAUUUCUUACACUUUUUUUUUUUACCUUUAGUCUCAGAUAAUUCAGCAAUUGCCACGGGAUUUAAAUGGCGUCAUAUAAAUUUUAUUUUUAAUACAAAACCGUCUGUUAGCCUUGCAUUUGAAAAGAAAUGCAUGUUUUUGACAUGAAGAUCAUUCUUGUUGCCAUCCAGAAGCACAUAUUUCCUCCAUGACAGAACUUCACUGUGAGAGUCAAAAGAAACAACUUUGUCUAAAUGGUCUUUUUAUGUGAGAGUAUUUCCCCCCGGGUCAAGAAGAGGCCACCCAAGUGUGCCAUGAAGUGUUACUGAUGUCAUUACCCUCAUGCAUGCAACUCCAGAGCCAAAUCUGAGGCAAGUUCCAGUGAAGUGGUGGGUGUUCAUUGUGUUGUGCAUCCCUCUUACCUGUGAAGUCCAACAGUUGGACAUUACUCCAAACUGUAAUGUAUAAAUGAAGGAAAGUCGGUUGUGAUGUGGGUGACCACUGCAUACUUGUUUCACGUGAAGGCGUUAAUCCAUUACUUUCUUCUGUCCCUGUGAAAUCAUGUCAAGCGUUUUCACUUUCCGUCUAAUUCAAGGUAAGAACAUUUCUCUUAAGUAUUUGUACUCGCUUUAUUUGACCAUAAAGGUCAAAGGUGGCCCAAUGAAGGUAUACAUGACAAUUCAUUCCCUCACCAGCCAAAAUGUGAGCUGCUGACAUUCCUCUUUGAGCUGUUUUUAUCCAAUAUUAAAGUACCAAAUAUUGUUCUUGAUGCAAAAUGUUGUAAUAAAAGUUUUAUUCGUCACAAAAACAGUCUUGUGGUACUCA
Dunckerocampus dactyliophorus (ringed pipefish) is the source of this 2263-nucleotide messenger RNA. RefSeq names its product septin 2 (gene septin2). Gene Ontology annotation, biological process: cytoskeleton-dependent cytokinesis; cilium assembly; cell division. Gene Ontology annotation, cellular component: cell division site; microtubule cytoskeleton; septin complex. The transcript has 13 exons. The record is from RefSeq and is a predicted model, not a curated record. Lineage: Eukaryota; Metazoa; Chordata; Actinopteri; Syngnathiformes; Syngnathidae. Bases 162 to 1277 code for a protein of 371 amino acids. Gene Ontology annotation, molecular function: GTPase activity; molecular adaptor activity; GTP binding.